AUGAAUCACAAGAUCUCUCCUGACAGAAGCAUCAACAUCUUCCACUGUCUGACGGAGAUGAACGACCACUCAGUACAUCAGGAGAUCCAAGAGUUCCUGAAGUCAGAGAACAGAUCAGAGAAGAAACUCUCUGUGUUUGGCUGCUCAGCUCUGGCCUACAUGCUGCAGAUGUCAGAGGAGGUUCUGGAUGAGUUGGACCUGAAGAAGUACAACACAUCAUUGGAGGGACGACUGAGACUGAUUCCAGCUGUGAGGAACUGCAGAAAGUUUCGACUUUCUUACUGUGGACUCUCAGAGACUCACUGUGAAGUUAUGGCCUCAGCUCUGAAGUCCAACUCCUCCCAUCUGAGAGAGCUGGACCUGAGUAACAACGAUCUGCAGGAUUCAGACGUGAAGCUGCUGUCUGCUGGACUGCAGAGUCCACUCUGUAGACUGGAGACUCUGAGAUUGUGGCGCUGCAGUUUGUCUGAGAUCAGCUAUGCUUCUCUGGUCUCAGCUCUGAAGUCCAACCCCUCCCAUCUGAGAGAGCUGGACCUGGGUAGCAACGAGCUGCAGGAUUCAGGA
Molecule: messenger RNA, 564 nt
Organism: Micropterus dolomieu (smallmouth bass)
Lineage: Eukaryota; Metazoa; Chordata; Actinopteri; Centrarchiformes; Centrarchidae
Product: ribonuclease inhibitor-like
Exons: 3
Molecular function (GO): protein binding
Source: RefSeq, a predicted model, not a curated record